AUGCUGCUGGACCGCCUGCUGUUGCAGCAACAGAGGGACAGAUCCUGCCUGAUCCAGAUCUUGUUGGCUCUUGCUGAGCCAGAGGGUGCCCAGGAAAGAGGCCGUGGCAGAAAGCAGCCGACCUCCUUGGGAGCAGAGCGUGGUAGAGAGGACCUGCCGCCUGCCUUGUGCGAGGCCAUUGCCCGGAUGCUGAGGGAGCCGGGAAGAGCCAGCGGGGCAGAGGGGACGUGGCAGGAUGGUGCCCUCGCGGUGCUGGUGGACCUGCAGCGGGAGCAGCAGGAGGAGCUCAGCCGCACCCUGGAGAGUCUGUCUGGGAUCCCGAGUGACAGGGAGGGAGCCGCUUGCCCUGCCCUCUUUGAGAAACUCCUCGCCCGGCUCCAGGAAUCACCCCUGACUUCUCUGGUCCGGGAUUUGCAGCCCGUCUCUCCCCAGGAGCAACAGCGCUCCCUCCUCCAACAGGGAACUGUGCAGACAGAGCGGGAGUUGCGCCUCACCCAGGAACCGUCCCCGUCUGAAGGAGAAGCACUUACUGCAGAUGAAAUACCUCAGAGGGAAGGCGAGACUUUGCUGAGGAAACCAGAGACUUCUCAACAAGAGAAGCAAAAAGGAUUUCAAGAUUCAGAGGCCCCUCAGGGCUCCGUAGCUCAUGGAAGCAACCGGAACCUCCCUCAGGACAAAGAGAUGCAGGCUGAACAAGGCCUUCUGCUCCAGGAGUUGAGUCCUGAUACCUUAGAGCCGCAGGUUGCGCUGCUGAGGAAAUCAAAAUCCUUGGGGUCUCUGGAGUUCCUGUUGAGCCAGGAUUUGCUGCCCCAAGGAUUGUGGGAUGUGGAAAUCCCUCAGCAAGCACCACAUGGAGGACUGGGGAUGCCCCACCUCCCAGGAGCGCAGGGUUGGGAGAUGGAAGCCGUAGAUGCCCAGACCCAUGGUGACCUCCAGUAUAUUCCACAGAGGGAAACCGAAGCCCUUCAAGAAAACGAAAGGAGGGAAACUUCAGAUCUGGAACCUCAGCGGGAGCCCCUUGCAUCUAGGAAACCAGAAGUCCCACACAGUGAGAGGAGUCAAAUAGCCUUUCAUACCCAGGGCACACAGUUCCCCGAACCCCCAGAAUGGAGAGAGUCAGAGGCUACUCCACCAUGGGAGGUCCUUCAGACCCACAAAGAUGUCCACAAGGAGUCCCUGGAUCCAGACACGAGACAUGGCAAGAUUCCGUGCCAGCAGGACCUGAGGUUUCCAGAGCUCUCCCAACUCCAGAGGUUUCUCCGGAAGAAAUCAAAAUCUUUUGAGCCCCAGCUUUUAUCCAGGGCAAGGCCAUGGGGGUCACCACAGAUUCAGCAGGAGGUAUGUGGACCUCAGAAAUGUGGAUAUCCUCAAGCUCUUCAGCCCCAGGAAUGGGAAGUUGAGGGAACUUCACAGGCAGAGAAGGAAGGUCUGAGGAGCCAUGAUUUGAGGGUGGGCCCGCAGCGUCAAAAGUUCCCAGAAAGCCGUGACGCACUCGUUCAGGUCCCAGAGCCCUUGGGUCUUGAAUCUGAGGAUAUGGCAAAGUUACAGGGUGUGGGGCAGCUGGAAGGCCUUCACAUCCCAGGAGGACCUCAAGGAAGGCCCCAUGGUUGCCUGCAGCAGGAGCAGGAGCUGACCCAAGCUGAGGAGAAGACGGAGGGCUUGGAAACCCCACAAGGCCAGCAAGGACCAGAGCUUUCCCAUCCUGAAACCCCUCCUCACUGCAGGAAUCUGUGGAGGAAGUCAAAGUCUCUUGAGCUGAGGAGGUCGUGGGCUUUUCAACCCCAGGAACUGAGGGAGCUGCACGUCGCUGGCACCCAGCCCCUGCACCCACAAAUGGGUGCAGGAGCUGUUCAGGCUCAAGAGUGCCAGGAACCAGAGGACUCUGAGGCGAAGAAAGCAAAGAAGGAACCACAGAGCCAUCAGGAAUUUUCUCAGGAGGCCUUUCAAGAGCAAGGGAUGGUCCAGAAAGGGGCGAGGGUUACUAGGCCUCAAAAUGUGAACGAAACACAGGACUUUUCAUCUGAGGGAGCAAAGGGUGUCAUAGUUCCACAAAGGCAGACACAGGUUCCUCAGUCCCCAGAGUGCAGAAGUCCAGAAUCUCCGCCUCUUCUGUGGAGAAUUAUGUGGCAGAAGGCAAAAUCGUUUGAGAUGAGGAAAAAAGAUGUCUUUCUGAGUCCAGGGCCGCGACCAGAGGCUCCAAAGCCGAGCAUCCUUUAUCGUCAGAAGAUGAAGGAAACCUUUGUGGGACAAUCAGAUGUUCUCACCCAGGGACAGAGACAAGAAAUGUCUCAAGAAAUGAGGGAGGGGGAAACCCGCCUAGUUGAAAAAUCUCCACAGAGAAGUCAACAAAUAUUUCAGAGUGAGGAAAUUUCCAAGAGGGAGCUGGGAUGGCCUAGACAUUCAGAAGAAUCACAGCCCUGUGACAAGAAGAGUCUGGAAGACACACAGACUCCAGAGACUGUGCCACAAAAGGAGAUGUGGGGUCCUCAGCCCCAGAGAGACCAGAAACCAGAGUCUCCUCCUCUUCUGUGGGGGGCUCUGGAACUGAAGUCAAAAUCUUUUGAGAUGAGGAAAUCAGAAGAGCACAAGCUGAAGAAGUCACUGAUGGUUCUGUCACAGAGAAGGCCACCGGUGGGACCAGAAGCUCAUAGGCCACAGGGAUGGAAAGUUCCAGAUACUCGUACUCCUCAGGAACUGAGGGAAGCUGAGGCCUCUCAGGCCCAGCCAGAAAAUGGAGCAUUGACAGCUCAGAGGGCUCCACCUGAGAGGUUAUAUGGUCCACUUCUAAGGGAGAGGGAGACCUUUCCAGGUCAAGAAACAAGGGAGCUGGAAGCACACCAAGACCAGGGAACCCCACUGAAGAAGACAACAGCUUUUGAGAGCCAGGAAGCACAACAACAAAGAAAGCUGGAGCCAUCAGAGGACCCAGGGACGGUUUCUCAAAGAUCGGGGGCUCCACAGGCCCUUCAGCCUGACAAAAAGAAGUUUCCAGAAAUGUCUCGGGCCCAGAGAAUGCCCGAAAUGGUUCUUCAGCCUGAGGAACACAGAAGCCUGGAAUCUCCACCUCUCCUGUGGAGGAUCCUAGGACUGAAGGCAAAAUCGUUUGAGCUGAGGAGGCCACGUCCCUUUCAGACCCAGAUCCAGAGAGAGAAGGAUGCUUCUUAUGGGCAGCAGGGACAAAUAGCCUCCCAGAGCCCCCAAAUCCUAAAAGAACCAAGGAGAUCACAGGCCACCCAAACAGACAUAGGGAAUGAUGGCACACAGCCAGGGCCAGAAGGGAACCCAAGGGUUCCUCAGCAUCAGAAACGUAGCAGUCCAGAAACACCUCCUCUUCUGUGGUGGGCCUUGGAGCUGGCCCAGCAAGAGACGCAACAUGGGAAUUUGUCGGUCUCUCCUCAGCCCCAGGAAACAGAAAUGCCCCCAGCAGCCCAUCUCCAGAGGGUGCUACAGACAGAGGCCCAGAAGUCGAAGAAACGUGCGCACCAAAAUAUUGUUUAUCCCCAGGAACCAAAGGAACCAGAAACUUCUCAGGUUCUGGAGAAGGAAAGGAAGGCCCCCAAAUCUUCACAGCCUCAGGAAACUCUCCCUGAGGUGGACUCCAAGUUGCCAGCUUCACAAGGCUUGGGGUCUCAGGGCUUGCAGAGGGCAGAAGCAACUCAACCCCCCAGGAAAACCCCUCAGGCCCGUGAUGUGCUGAAGGAGACAAGGGCUGUUCCUGUCCAGAAAUCUCCACCGACAGCAAAAGGUUCCCAAGAUGUGAAGAGAUCCCCAAAGAAGCAGGAUAAACGGGGGUCUUCUCUGUCACAAGGGAAAGUGCCCAAAAUGUGUGGCUCUUACAAAGUUGGCUGCUGUCACGUUCAUCCAUGCCAGGAACUCCAGGGGUGUGAGACAAAAGAUUGUGGUCCCUCAGGUGAGGCGCAGUUCCGUCCCCAAAAGGAGCUGAGGCUGGAAAGAGCUGAGGCUCUAGGGAGGAUUGAAGAUAAUGGUUGCUCAGCCCUAGAGGGGCAGAGUAGGACUGAAUGUCUCCUGCCCCCAGGAAGAUUACUAGGAAAAUCAAAGUCUCUUGACCCAAGAGACCUUCAGACCCAGAAGCCACAGAAACUGAGGGAGCAGGAGUCCCCUGGAGUUCAAAGAGAGCCAGAGGCCACAGCCUUUCGGGUUCAGGAAGAUCUCCAGAUGAAACCACAAAGUGAGACUCAGACCUUUGAAUCUCAGGAAGAGAGAAGCCUGGAGGCAUCAGAGACCCAAAGCACAUCACGGUCAUCUCAGCCUCAAGGACCAGGUGCAGAAAGCCCUUCUCAUCUUCAGAGCCGCAUGGAGAGAGCGUCUGAAUCCCGUGAGCUGAUGGGGCCACCUGAGAACUCACCACCUAGAGAUCCUGAGAACCUCACGCUCCAGGGAACUCUGGAUCCCAAGGGACAUUGUGAAUCACAGUGCUGUGGGGUCAAGAUGGAUGACAAGCACUCUGAGGUGGAAUGCACCCUGGGAAGAUCUUCCCAAACUUUCCAUGUACAAGAAACCUUUCAGCUUCAGGCAGCUCUGCAAAGGAAAUCAAAGUCUCUUGAGCCCCAGGACCUGUCAAGAUCACAGACUUUUGGGUGCCAGGCUUCAAAGGAACUAGAAACUCCCCAGUCUCUGAGAUACGCAGAGGGUUGUCCUCAGGUCCCUGAGAACCAAGCGCUGGAAAACAUCACAUCUUGCGAAACUACACAGGCGAUGAAGAACCUUCUGCAGGACACAUCGGUUGCAAAGAACGAAGAUGGAUCUUCUGUGCAGAAGAUGUUGAGAGACAAGGAGGUCUCACACCUUCAGGAGAAGCUUGGACAGAAGGAUCUAGGCGCCACCAAUGAAACACAGGAAGACAACCAACAGCUCCAAGGGCAGAAAGAAAAUGAAGACCUCCAACCACCAGGAGCGCCACAGACGGAGCAGAACCCUCUGGAGAUCCAAGGGCUUUUGCAAAGGGAUCUGGGGGGCAUUGGUCUGCCAGAUCCAAGGCAACCGUGUCUUCUUCAGCUUGAGGAGAAGAUCUGA
Molecule: messenger RNA, 5034 nt
Organism: Podarcis raffonei (Aeolian wall lizard)
Lineage: Eukaryota; Metazoa; Chordata; Lepidosauria; Squamata; Lacertidae
Product: microtubule-associated protein futsch-like
Exons: 5
Coding region: 1-5034 (1677 amino acids)
Source: RefSeq, a predicted model, not a curated record